Sporothrix schenckii 1099-18 is the source of this 444-nucleotide messenger RNA. RefSeq lists its product as uncharacterized. The transcript is spliced from 2 exons. NCBI's taxonomy places the organism in Eukaryota, Fungi, Ascomycota, Sordariomycetes, Ophiostomatales, Ophiostomataceae. The coding region runs from base 1 to 444 and encodes 147 amino acids. The record is from RefSeq and is a predicted model, not a curated record.
AUGGGUUUAGAUACACGAGCCGUCGACGUGAACCGAAUGAUCGACAGAGAACGUGGAAGCAGAAUCGAUGGAAGAUAUUCGAAGAACAAUUCGCCGCACUUUAUCGUCGACGUCGAUGGGGGCACCAGGGGUGAUAAUGUGGCAAUCGCAAAGAUAAAAGAGACGCGAGACCGCCCAGGAGAGUAUCGUGCGGGAGGGGAGAGGGGUAUUGGUAGACUCGACUCGAGAAAUAAUACAGCCAGUCAAGCCAUCGAUAAGGUCUUUUGCGAGGCGUUCAUACAAGCCGCAUUGAAUGAAUGGCUGGAGAAGGGUCGACCGAGGUUCAGAACGAAGGACGUCAAGACCGGGAUCGUUCGAAAGCGGAAGGGUCGAAGGGCGAGGCUCUUGCUAGCAUGCACAAUGGAAAGAUAUCAGAAAGAGGAAGAAGGAGCGAUCGGCCGGUAA